Ectocarpus sp. CCAP 1310/34 is the source of this 714-nucleotide messenger RNA. NCBI's taxonomy places the organism in Eukaryota, Phaeophyceae, Ectocarpales, Ectocarpaceae. The record is from the annotation of a GenBank genome assembly.
UGUGUCGCACCCAGAUCCCCGACUCUGUACAAGGAGACCUCUUAUCAACAAGAAAUUCACACAAGAAGGCACGCCUUUUCAUCCGAUUCGCUCCCGGUGAAGAAGUCGUAGAUGAAUACGCUUGUCAGGAACUUUCUGGCCGCGGACCGGUUCGCCGUCGUCGGCGCGUCCACCAAUAGGAGCAAGUUCGGCAACAAGGUGCUGCGGUGCUACCUGUGGCGGGAGAAGACGGUCUUCCCUGUUAACCCACGCGAGGAGGAAAUCGAGGGGAAGAAGUGCGUCAAGUCGCUCUCUGACCUUGCGGACCCGCAAGACGUGUCCGUUUCCGUCGUCACUCCCCCGGCGGUGACUCUUGGCGUUGUCGAGGAGGCCGGGCGCCUGGGCGUGAAGAGGCUGUGGCUCCAACCGGGGAGCGAGAACGACGAGGUCUUGUCGAAGGCCGAGGAAUUGGGCCUGCAAAUCAUCCACGGGGAGCCUUGCGUUUUGGUAGAGCUCGGCUACUACGCACCCGGUGGCCUGGGCAGCAGCAGCAGCGACGGCGGUGAGGGCAGCGGCGGCGGCGGCGGUAGCGGCAGCGGCAGCAGCCUGUAGACGCUGAGCAAGCGGGCCACAACAAAGGGUUUUGGUAGGCAAAUAGACGGGGGUUUUGUGUCAAACUUAUCUCGCUGGCGGCGGCUGGAGUGGAAGGUUAGUUUCGACAUUUUGUGUGAUUGA